Microthlaspi erraticum is the source of this 381-nucleotide messenger RNA. The record is from the annotation of a GenBank genome assembly. Lineage: Eukaryota; Viridiplantae; Streptophyta; Magnoliopsida; Brassicales; Brassicaceae.
AUGAAAUGGUAUAUACAAGGGUUGGUGUUUGGAUACCUCAGUGCCCCCCAAAGAACUGGGAGGCUAGGUCGUGGUCUGGAGAGGGAGACGGCCAUCAGGAGCACUCCAUCAACUGGGUUUCUUGCGGCUCACUCGAUCGAGCUUGCUCUUGGACUCGAUCGAGUUGUGCCUCGAGUUGCACUCUUCUUCCUAAAACCUGCUCCUGUGCAAGACUUAGCCAAGAAAAAUCAUAAAAAUAAAAGGAAAGCCGGGGUUGGAUCUUCUAGAGGAGUGAUGAUCUCCUCUGUGGGGGUCAUUCCUAGAUAUGGCUUGCAUCUAUGUCCAUUUCACUGUGAAUUCCUUCCCCUCUUGAUUGAGCAAAGUGAGGGACCCAUAGGGUAG